Messenger RNA from Drosophila busckii, 1522 nucleotides. It is a transcript of the gene Gmppa, whose product is annotated as mannose-1-phosphate guanyltransferase alpha. The record is from RefSeq and is a predicted model, not a curated record. Gene Ontology annotation, biological process: biosynthetic process. The transcript is spliced from 4 exons. Gene Ontology annotation, cellular component: cytoplasm. NCBI's taxonomy places the organism in Eukaryota, Metazoa, Arthropoda, Insecta, Diptera, Drosophilidae. The coding region runs from base 121 to 1431 and encodes 436 amino acids.
UAGAUAGUUGGCAACGCGAUGGCCAAUCAGCUGACUUGCGCUGGCGACGUAAACAUAUUUUUUGAUAUCAGCGAAAUAGAUAACAGUUAAGAAAAAAGUUUAGUCAUAAUUUCUGGAGCCAUGUUGAAGGCGGUAAUAUUAAUUGGCGGUCCCCAAAAGGGCACUCGUUUCCGCCCGCUGUCAUUGGAUACGCCAAAGCCGCUGUUUCCAGUGGCCGGACGCCCAUUGAUUGCCCAUCACAUUGAGGCUUGUGUGCAGCUAAAGGAACUGAAGGAGAUUCUCAUCAUUGGCUUUUAUCCACAAACGCAAAUGGAGGGCUUCGUCGGCGAUAUGCAAGCGCUUUACAGUAGCAGCAACAUAAGCAUCAGGUAUUUGCAGGAGUUCACCUCGCUGGGCACUGCAGGCGGCAUGUACCACUUUCGAGAUCAGAUACGUGCCGGCAAUCCGCGUGCGUUCUUUGUGCUCAACGGCGAUGUUUGUGCCGACUUUCCGCUGCAGGAGCUAUAUAGCUUUCAUACGGAGCGGCCAUCUAGCGCUUUGGUUACCAUAAUGAGCACGGAGGCGACACGUCAGCAGUCGCUGCACUAUGGCUGUCUCGUAUUCGAUCGCGCCAGUGGUGCUGUGUCGCAUUAUGUGGAAAAGCCGAGCUCCUAUGUGUCCACAUUCAUCAAUUGCGGCGUAUACGUCUGCUCCAUGGACAUAUUCACCAAGCUGGCGCAAAUCUUUCAUGCCAAGGGCGACGAGUACAGCUGCCUUAGCUACUGUAACGGCAAUGGUAAUGGCAAGGACCCGGGCCACAUUAGAUGGGAGCAGGAAGUGCUGACGCCGCUAGCCGGUACUGAUAUGCUCUACGCUAUGCCUGUUCCCAACUGGUGGUCGCAGCUGAAAACCGCCGGCUCGGCUAUCUAUGCCAACCGGCAUUAUCUGGAUCUGUACAAGCGCACACAUCCCGAGCGACUGGCCAAUGUGGGUAACAAGCGCGGUGAGGGCGAUGGCAACCUCAUCUGCACCGUCUUUCCCGAUGUCUAUGUGCAUCCCAGCGCUACAGUGCACCACUCUGCCGUGCUUGGUCCCAAUGUGGCCAUUGGCCCUGGCGUUAACAUUGGUCCAGGUGUGCGCAUACGCGAGUCUAUUGUGCUGGAGCAAGCUCAGAUUAAAGAUCAUACUCUUAUACUGCACUCGAUUGUGGGUCGUGGCUGCACUAUUGGCGCUUGGUCACGUGUCGAGGGCACUCCCAGUGAUCCGGAUCCCAAUAAGCCUUUUGCCAAAAUGGAGAACCCUCCACUGUUCAAUAACGAGGGCAAGCUAAAUCCCUCAAUCACAAUUCUGGGUUGCUUUGUGCAAAUCCCCGCUGAAAAGAUUCUGCUUAACAGCAUUGUCUUGCCGCACAAGGAACUGAGCCGUAGCUUUAAGAAUGAAAUUAUUUUGUAAAAUAUGUGCCUUAUAUUUUUUAACUUAUAAUUCUAUCAGUAUCCUAUGUAAUGGUAUUGUGCAAUAUUUCUAUAAAUUGUCUUUCCUGCCA